This is a messenger RNA of Sebastes umbrosus (honeycomb rockfish), 9546 nucleotides long. RefSeq names its product plexin-A1-like. Gene Ontology annotation, biological process: regulation of cell migration; regulation of GTPase activity; regulation of cell shape. The record is from RefSeq and is a predicted model, not a curated record. Gene Ontology annotation, cellular component: semaphorin receptor complex. Gene Ontology annotation, molecular function: semaphorin receptor activity; protein binding. NCBI's taxonomy places the organism in Eukaryota, Metazoa, Chordata, Actinopteri, Perciformes, Sebastidae.
CCGUGGUGAAAAAGAUGAGGUGAAAUGAGUUACUUGAAUUAAAAAUGUUGCUGUGCAGCAGCCUCUGGAGUCUCAGAUGACGGAGCGUCCUUGAACGCGCCUAAACGGCCUCUCUUUGCAGCUGCGUUAUGGCAGCUGCCUCGUGGGCGGCCUGGAUUGAGUUAAAUCUAAAAAGCAGUGGAUGCCGGAGUGUAACCGCAGCUCUCCUCUCCUCUCAUUCAUGCUGAGCGCUGCUGUCCUGUGCGCACGGAUCUGCAGAGAGCUGAGCUUCGGACCCGGUGCUGCUGCUGCUGUUUGACAAGCCCGCCGUUGGGAAUGGAAAUGUCUUCUGCUGCAACUCUGACAUCCUAAAGAGAAAAGAAAAAAACAUGCCAAGCAGGAGGUACGCGGAGGGCGGUUUGAUCAGGCUGGUGGCGGACGAGGCUGAGGAUCAGGGGAUGAGGUUAUAAAAACAACGGCGGAGAGAAAAAAAAAAAGAAAGAGGAAGUCGAUUGCUUGGAAACUCUUCUUUGUUAUCAUCAUACCCUGCAGUCCUACAAGGGCUCUGACUGACCCUGUAGAGGAUUACACACUCAAAAAUACACACAACACCCACUCGCUCACACCUCCCCUCCCCUCACCGCCAUGUCCUCCCACCUCAACCCACUUCUCCUCAUCCUCCCCAUCCUCUUCCUUCUCCUCUCCCCUGCCCGUGGCCUCCACCCUCCACCCUCCACCACCACCUCCACUCCUUCCUCCUCCUUGCCCCUCCUCUCCUUCUUCCCACCUGAAGGAGGUCUCACACUGGUGGUUCACAACAAAACGGGCGAGGUCUACCUGGGCGCCGUCAACUGGAUCUACAAGCUGUCCAGCAACCUGACCAAGCUACGAAGCCAUGUACUGGCCCCGUCACAGGACAACCCUCGCUGUUACCCGCCGGAGGUCCAGUCCUGCCCCCACGAGCUGGUGCAGACCUCUAAUGUCAAUAAACUCCUGCUACUCGAUGCCGCCCACAACCGCUUAAUUGCCUGUGGGAGUACUUCCCAGGGAAUAUGCCAGUUCCUGCGUCUGGAUGAUUUGUUCAAGCUCGGCGAGCCCCACCACCGCAAAGAGCACUAUCUAUCCAGCGUGGCCGAGGCAGGCACAAUGUCAGGUGUCGUGAUCUCCCCUGAUCUUUUUGGCGGAGGUGGGAAACUCUUUGUCGGCACUCCCAUCGAUGGAAAAUCUGAGUACUUCCCGACGCUGUCGAGCCGCAAGUUGAUGUCCAACGAGGAAAACGCUGACAUGUUCAGCUUCGUCUACCAGGACGAGUUUGUCUCCUCGCAGCUGAAGAUCCCUCGGACACGCUCUCCAAGUUCCGCGUUUGACAUCUACUACAUCUACGGCUUCAACAGCGAGCAGUUUGUGUAUUAUCUCACCUUACAGCUCGACACCCAGCUCACCUCGCCAGACGCGAGCAGCGAGCAGUUCUUCACCUCGAAAUUGUCCGUCUGUGCGUCGACGAUCCGAGAGUUCUACUCCUACGUUGAGUCCCCCAUUGGCUGCACCAAGGACGGAGUGGAGUACCGCUUGGUUCAGGAUGCUUAUCUGGCCCGGCCAGGCACCCGUUUGGCGCGUUCGCUUGGUAUUCAAGAGCACGAGGGUCUGUUUACUGUGUUCGCCCAGGGUCAGAAGAACAGAGCCAGACGCCCCAAGGAGUCGGCUUUGUGUCUGUUCACAAUGAGACGGAUAAAGGAGAAGAUUAAAGAGAGGAUUCAGUCGUGCUACAGAGGAGAGGGGAAACUCUCCCUGCCCUGGUUGCUCAACAAGGAGCUGGCCUGCAUCAACUCGCCGCUGCAGAUAGACGAUAACUUCUGCGGCCAGGACUUCAACCAGCCUCUAGGGGGCACCACCGCCAUCGAGGGCAUCCCGCUUUACGUGGACAAGGACGACGGCAUGACCUCCGUGGCGGCCUACGACUACCACGGACACACCGUGGCGUUCACCGGCACCCGCAGCGGACGCAUGAAGAAGAUCCUGGUGAACUCCAUCGUCCAGCCUGCCUUGUUGUAUGAGAAUGUGGUGGUGAGCGACGGGAGCCCCAUCCUGAGAGAUCUGCUCUUCAGCCCAGAUCAUCUGCACUUAUAUGCCCUCACCGAUAAACAGGUCACCCGUGUAUCAGUGGAGAGCUGUGAGCAGUACAGCUCCUGUGGAGCCUGCCUGGGAUCAGGGGACCCUCACUGUGGCUGGUGUGUGCUACAUAACGUAUGUUCGAGGAAGGAUCGCUGUGAACGAGCAGAGGAGCCUCAGCGUUUCACCACCAGAGUGGAGCAGUGCGUCCGACUCUCCGUCCAACCCGACACCAUCUCUGUCACCAUGUCAGAAGUGCAGUUGUCGCUUCAGACGCAGAACGUGCCCAGUCUGUCUGCCGGGGUGAACUGCUCCUUCGAGGACUAUGUAGAGACAGAAGGACGCAUCUAUGGUGGACGGAUCUUCUGCCUGUCCCCUUCUACAAAAGAGGUGUCCCCCAUCACACGAGACCAAGGUGACCAACGUGUUAUAAAGUUGUAUCUGAAGUCGAAGGAGACGGGGAAGAAGUUCGCCAGCGUUGACUUUGUCUUCUACAACUGCAGCGUCCACCAAUCGUGCCUAUCCUGUGUUAAUGGAAACUUCCCCUGUCACUGGUGCAAAUAUCGCCACAUGUGCACGCAGGACGCCAGCGACUGCUCCUUCCAGGAGGGACGAGUCAACACCUCGGAGGAGUGCCCUCAGAUCCUGCCCUCCACCCAGAUCUAUAUCCCUGCUGGAGUGAUGAGGCCGAUCACCCUGCUGGCGCAGAACCUGCCCCAGCCGCAGUCCGGACAGCGGAACUAUGAGUGCAUCUUCCACAUCCAGGGCAGCACACACAGCGUCCCGGCUCUGAGGUUCAACAGCAGCAGCAUACAGUGUCAGAAGACCAUGUACGACUACGAGGGCAGUGACAUCAGUGACCUACCAGUCGACCUCUCCGUGGUGUGGAAUGGAAACUUUGUGAUUGACAACCCGUUCAACAUUCAAGCCCACCUGUACAAGUGCAGAGCGCUGCGGGACAGCUGUGGUAUGUGCCUGAAGGCUGACCCCAGGUUUGAAUGUGGUUGGUGCGUCCAGGACAGGAAGUGCUCCCUCAGGCAGGAAUGUACCGGCGGCGGGAAUUCCCACCUCCCGCUGCAGCUGGCUGAAGGCGGAGGGUGGAUGCACGCCACCUCUGGGAACAGCCGCUGCACCCACCCCAAGAUCACUAAGUUGUUCCCUGAGACGGGGCCUCGCCAAGGGGGAACCAGGGUGACCAUCCUGGGGGAGAACCUGGGUCUGCAGUUCAGAGACAUCCAGAUGGGCGUCCGACUGGGCAAGGUACCCUGCGUGCCUAUCGAGGAGGAGUACGUGAGCGCAGAGAGAAUAGUGUGUCUGCUGAACGACGCUACCGGCUACAGGGUCCAAGAAGCUCAGGUGGAGGUGUGUGUGAGAGACUGCGUCAACGACUACCGAGCCCUGUCGCCCAGGCCGUUCACCUUUGUGACUCCAUUCUUCACCCGUAUCCAGCCGUCUCAGGGGCCCAUUUCCGGGGGCACCCGGGUCACCAUCGAGGGAAGCUACCUCAACGCAGGCAGCUACGUGUCUGUCAGCAUAGGACCGCAGCCCUGCUACUUCAAAAAGAGGAAUGCCCGUGAGAUAGUGUGCGUUACACCAGCCGGGUUAGCGGCGGGCAGCACGUCGGUCUUGGUGGACAUCGACGACGCCGAGCUCCGAAACCCCGAGGUCAAGUUUAACUACACUGAAGACCCCACUGUCCUGAGGAUCGAGCCUGACUGGAGCAUCGCCAGUGGUGGGACUCUGCUGACAGUGAGCGGGACCAACCUCGCGACCAUCCGAGAACCAAAGAUCAGGGCCAAGUAUGGGCAGGCAGAGUCCUUUCAUAACUGUACGGUGUAUAAUAACUCGGUCAUGGUGUGCCUGGCUCCGUCAGUGGCCGAUUCAGAUCUGGGUUUUUCCGAGACCGGCACCGGCCCGGAUGAGAUCGGGUUCUACAUGGACAACGUGAACGCUCUGGUGGUGGUCAACGAGACUUUCAGCUACUACCCCGACCCCGUGUUUGAACCGCUGAGUCCCUCCGGGGUACUGGAGCUCAAGCCCACGUCGCCGCUCAUUCUCAAGGGCCGUAACCUGAUCCCAGCGGCUCCGGGUAACAGUCGUCUCAACUACACGGUGCUGAUUGGAGAGACCCCCUGCGUCCUCACCCUGUCUGAGAGCCAGCUGCUGUGUGAAUGGCCCAACCUCACCGGACAACACAAAGUCACGAUUCGUGCUGGUGGGUUCGAGUACUCCCCCGGGACUCUUCACAUCUACUCGGACAGCCUGCUGACGCUUCCCGCCAUUAUCGGCAUCGGCGGAGGUGGCGGCCUGCUUCUGUUGGUCAUCAUCGCCGUGCUGAUUGCCUAUAAGAGGAAGUCGAGGGACGCCGACCGCACCUUGAAACGCCUGCAGCUCCAGAUGGACAACCUGGAAUCCAGAGUGGCCCUGGAGUGUAAAGAAGCUUUUGCCGAGCUUCAAACGGACAUCCACGAGCUGACCCAGGAGCUGGACGGAGCUGGGAUUCCCUUCCUGGACUAUCGGACUUACGCAAUGAGGGUCCUGUUCCCCGGCAUUGAGGACCACCCUGUGCUCAAGGAGAUGGAGGUACGGGUCCAGGCAAACGUUGAGAAAGCCCUGACGCUGUUUGGCCAGCUGCUGACCAAGAAGCACUUCCUGUUGACAUUCAUACGAACCCUGGAGGCACAGAGGUCGUUUUCGAUGCGGGACCGCGGCAAUGUGGCGUCUCUGAUCAUGACGGCCCUGCAGGGGGAGAUGGAGUAUGCCACCGGAGUCCUGAAACAGCUGCUGUCUGACCUGAUAGACAGAAACCUGGAGAGCAAAAACCAUCCCAAGCUGCUGCUCAGGAGAACGGAGUCUGUCGCUGAGAAGAUGCUGACCAACUGGUUCACAUUCCUCCUGUACAAGUUCCUCAAGGAGUGUGCCGGGGAGCCGCUGUUCAUGCUCUACUGUGCCAUCAAGCAGCAGAUGGAGAAGGGACCCAUAGACGCCAUCACAGGAGAAGCCCGCUACUCCCUCAGUGAGGACAAGCUCAUCAGGCAACAGAUUGACUACAAAACACUGACGUUGCACUGUGUAAACCCAGAGAACGAGAACGCUCAGGAGGUGACGGUCAAGGGUCUGAACUGUGACACCAUCACUCAGGUCAAAGAGAAGCUGCUCGACGCUGUGUACAAGGGCAGCCCCUAUUCACAAAGGCCCAAGGCUUCCGAUAUGGACCUGGAAUGGCGGCAAGGUCGGAUGGCCAGAAUCAUUCUGCAAGACGAAGAUGUCACGACUAAGAUCGACAACGACUGGAAACGACUCAACACGCUGGCUCACUAUCAGGUGACAGACGGCUCGGUGAUCGCCCUGGUGCCGAAGCAGAACUCCGCCUACAACAUCUCCAACUCCUCCACCUUCACCAAGAGCCUCAGCAGAUACGAGAGUAUGCUGAGGACAGCCAGCAGUCCAGACAGCCUACGGUCCCGAACACCCAUGAUCACCCCUGACCUGGAGAGUGGAACCAAAUUGUGGCAUCUGGUGAAGAACCACGACCACUCGGACCAGAGGGAGGGCGACCGAGGCAGCAAGAUGGUCUCUGAGAUCUACCUGACCCGGCUGCUGGCUACAAAAGGUACGCUACAGAAGUUUGUGGACGACCUGUUUGAGACCAUCUUCAGCACGGCCCACAGAGGCAGUGCGCUGCCGCUCGCCAUCAAGUACAUGUUCGACUUCCUGGACGAGCAGGCCGACAAACACUCCAUCACAGACUACGACGUACGACAUACCUGGAAGAGCAACUGUCUUCCUCUGCGGUUCUGGGUGAACGUCAUCAAGAACCCCCAGUUUGUAUUUGACAUCCAUAAGAACAGCAUCACGGACGCCUGUCUGUCUGUGGUGGCCCAGACCUUCAUGGACUCCUGUUCAACGUCAGAACACAAACUAGGAAAAGACUCCCCUUCAAAUAAGCUUCUCUACGCUAAAGACAUCCCCAACUACAAGAACUGGGUAGAGAGGUAUUACUCCGAUAUCUCCCGUAUGCCAGCCAUCAGUGAUCAGGACAUGAGUGCCUACCUAGCAGAGCAGUCCCGCCUGCACCUCAGCCAGUUCAACAGUAUGUCGGCGCUGCACGAGAUCUACUCCUACAUUAUCAAAUACAAAGACGAGAUCCUGUCGGCGUUACAGAAGGACGAGCAGUCGCGCAGACAGCGGCUACGCGGCAAAUUGGAGCAGGUCAUCGACACCAUGGCACUGGCUAGCUGAGGACCGGCCAGUCGCACGCCUCGGCUAGGGGAGAACUGGCCAACCAACACGCCUUCCCUGACAACCUUUGACGCCCGUGACAUUUUGGCCCUCGACGUUUGAAGUCUGUCGUUAUCACCCUCACGAACAACAAACAGCGGGAAAAGACUGCAAGGACACAAGCACCCAGCAGCAGCAGCACACUGGAGAGACAGCAGAGUUUGGAACUGAGGCCCCGUUGGCCGGGUUGGCUUUUGUUUUUUUUCUCUGAGCCACCAACCCAGCCCCCGAACAACCAAAUCAAGCGCACCCCCUCAGCUUCAGCCGAUACAGACCUGAGCUCAGAAGAGCGUUUUAUUUUCAUCAAGGCCCUCAUCACAUCCUAGAGUCCUACGGGUGCAGCAGUUGGGUACUUUGGCCACAAUCAGGACCGGCACAUGCACACUGGUGACCAAAAACUCAUCUAGCUGGAUACAGAGCUGAAAUGCUACUGGAAAGGUCAAAGCCACCAGCUAGUAGCUCUCCACAGCCACGGCAACGGUUCAGACUGUGAGCCAAUAAAAAUCCAGGAUAUAUUAUUGCGAUACUUGAUCCCUGUAAGGAAUUUUCUCUUUUCUGUUGCCGCCCUCCACAGGGAGGUCAGAGGUCAGGGACAGCUACAGAGCAGCAGCCACGGAGCUGGUAUGGAUUCAAUGUGUUGCUCAAAGACACUACAGCAGGGUGUUGUUGCUUGGCAACACGCAGGCUGCCGCCACUGCCUGACAACCAGGAGGAAGGACUAUUGCAGGGAAACUCUUCCUCCAGUACCGACUCUCCAUCAUCAAGAACUCCACUGUAGUCUGACAAAGGACACUCUCAGUUUCAUAACUCUGCAUUUGAUUUGUUAUUGCAUUUUUCUUUCCCUUCAACUGCCUACUCUCCCCAGUGCUGUGCCACUUGUGUUACUGCUGAAUUUGCACAACAAAGCUAAAUCAAAAGAGAGAAGAGGAUAUAUGAAUAUAUAGAUAUAUAGAUAUAUAAAUACAAACCUUUUGUUUUUAAGACAAAUGAAAAUUUGAAAAAAAAAAUGUUUUCCAUUUUAAUGUACAAAAGAUAAGUCUGAGAAGAGGAUUUGAUAUUUCCAAGAUGAAAAAUUAUGAAAACACAAGGAAAAAGUCGUCCUGUGCCAUGUUUUACUUUGAAUGUUGUUUAGUGCAAAGCGACUUCUUUUCGUUAGAUGAAUUGUGCUAUGAUGAAAAUGUUGUCAUGCUUAGUGACUGAAAGUGAGAGUUUAAAAAUAGGUAAUGGCAAAUAUAUACUUGUAUAUAUAGACCCCUUUUGUGUCAUCGUCAUGAUUACAGUGUUAGCUGGAGGCAAAACAAAGGAAAGACUGGAGGCAAACACUAGCAGUGGGCUAAAGUUACACAUCGGAAAUGUCAUCUUGCUGUGUUGUUGGGUGCCAGAAUCCAGAUAUCACAUACAUUUGAGAUGACAAACUGUGAUUCGAUGCUCUAACAGGCUACAAUAUCGGAGAAACGUAUUUAUCCUUCUGCUAACUGCAGCCGUGAGCCCUUUCUCUCCAUCUCUGAAAAGCUUUGCCGAUAACUCUCUUUUAGACUGACUUUACUGAAGGAUAGUUAAUUAUAGGCAUCCAAAGAUUUAUACGCCCUCAAUUUAUCUUUACAGCGCUGCCGUUGGCCACCAGCCCGCUGGUCAUACGGCUGGCUACUUGAAAAUGAGUUGAACAAAGUUGUCUCUCAUCUCUUGAUAGCACUGUGCUUUCCUACGCUGUGACAAGAGUGUGUGGAUUGAAGAGUGUUUACUCAUUUAGCGACUGGCUAGUUAGCUAGCUACCUUGCUAAUUCCACCAUGCUACAGAAAAUGAGCCCAACAGCGGACAGCGCUGGGUCACGGUCACUCUGCCUCGCUCCUCACCGCAAGGAGACUACUUCGCUGGGAGGAGAGCAGCCGUUAGCUAGCUAACUAGCCAGUUCUGGAGACAGACAAUCUAGCUAGCUAACUAACGUUAGCCAGCCGUCUACUCCUCCUGAAGUAGUCUGCCAGCGGCGUAGGGGUCGGCUUGGUUAAUGUUAACGUUCUCAAUUAACACUCGUGAUCCUGGAGAGUGAGUGACGGUACAUUUUGAGAGAAAAUAGUAUUUUCUUCAGCCAUUGUUAAUAAAACAAGCCAACAAUACUUGCUAGCCAGCGUCAAUUAAAGUGUUCAGAGAAUCAUUCUGCCUCCACUUAACGCUCCACCCACAAAAUACGUCAUCAUGUUUGCUAACAGAAAAGGGGUUUAUAUACACAGACACUUUCUAUAUUUCAUGAGGUCUUGGGACCGUUGUGUGAUCUUUGGCUCUAAAGGUGGUAAAAAGACAAGCGAUGUCUGCGAGCCAACCGACCUACAGUGCUUUUUGUGUUUGUUUUAGAGAAACCAAAUACAUCGAGGCCUGGUCAGCUGAUUUAGAUGACACAAAGUUCAUUCCUGUUGAAGCCAGCCUCGCGCGCUGUGGUAGCAGCAAUUAUAGAGGCCCCUAGGCACUAGUCAUUUGAACAGUUGAACCGUCGCUCUACAACUUCUUCUCGUUUUCUAGAAUUCUCCUCUUGUCUGAAAAAAUUUUAUGAAGUGAGCCCUCCAAAAUGAAGGCCAGUUUAGGUGUGCAGAGGAAGGCGAAACAGUAUUGUCUCAUUUUUGGCUUGUUUUCUAAGUCUGCAGUAAAGACGGUAAAAGCAAAAAUGUGAAUGUGGUUUAUGAAAAAGAUGAUGAAAUGUAGCUUGAUUUCUGUAAGUGUUUUUGUACCAGCUGAAGGCCUUUCUCUUUUUCUUUCGUUUUGUGGUUUUAUAGGGGUAAAAAAAAAAAAAAACACUUAAAAUGUUUUAUUUCCAGUACGUGCUGCUCCACAAUAACUUGUUGCAGUGCUUCAAAAAAAUGCAUUCAUAAACAAGACAUUCCUUUUAUCCUGUGAGUGUAAAAAUGGUACAAGGCUAAUAACAACGGCUAGAAAAUAGAGAAAAAAAAAUUGAAAGAUGUUAAACAAGCCAGGGUAAUAUAUACUGUGUUUUGUCAACCAUCCUGUAAGAGUUUGCACCGGACCAGGCAUAUCAACAACCAGAUCAGAUGGAUGAGGUCAACACUCCGCUUAUCCCUGCUCGCCCUGUUUGGUUUGAAAGCAAAUAGAUAUAAAAAAUGUGAUGAAAAAGUUGGUUAAAAUGCUUCAAAUGCACCUUUUAUAGAACAAUACGACUUUAAAGGAAA